CAAGGGCUUUAAAAACAUCCACAUUGUUCCGUCCAUCAGUAACAUCUGGUUAUCAAACCGGGGUACUGUGGCUACAUUCUCCUGUUUUUCGGCACAUUGUUUAUUCUCCUCCAUCUCCGGGGAGGACAGAAAUCAAAGUUUAUAGUUUUUUUCUUGCGUGAACUCAAAACGCGAACAUGCCCAGCAAGAGGAAGAAGAACAAGCGCCGCAUGAGAAGGGUGCAGGCCCAGAGGAGAGUCCUUGAGGAGCAGCAUUCUACUGGCGCAGGCAAAGGAACCCCAGGAGUGGCUGCCGUGGCACCCCCCCUUGAAAUAUUAAAUUGUCCCCCCCUUCUCUCACCCCCUCCAGUAGUAAAGGUCCCAGUCGUAAAGCCCCCUGAAAUAUCCAAUUGUCACCCCCUUAUUCCCCCCACUAUAGUAGUAAAGGUCCCAUUCGUACAGCCACCGGCCCCAGUCAAAGUACCAGAGCCUGAGGCUGUGGUGACGGUGGUAGAGCCUGAAUUGGUAGCAGCUGAGGUUGAAGUUGAGGCCCCAGUCGAAGCUCCAGUGGAGGUUGAAGUCGAGGCCCCAGAAGAAGUUCCAGAAGAAGUCCCAGUCGAGGCCCCAGAAGAAGUCCCAGUCGAGGCCCCAGUCGAGGCCCCAGAAGAAGUCCCAGUCGAGGCCCCAGAAGAAGUCCCAGUCGAGGCCCCAGAAGAAGUCCCAGUCGAGGCCCCAGAAGAAGUCCCAGUCGAGGCUCCAGAAGAAGUCCCAGUCGAGGCCCCAGUCGUAGAAGCAGAAGCUCCUGUUGAGCCCCCUACAGAAGAAACUGCAGCAGGGCAGGAAGUUGAAGAAAGCAUCAUUCCAGAGACUGAGCCAGUAACUGAGGCCAUACCCAUUCCUGAGGCCCCUGUGUCAGCUCUUGCUGAAUUUAAGGUUCAGGUCGCAAACUCCGUAGCCAUUACCACAGAGAUCGCACAGACUCAUGAUGAGCCGGGGCUUGAGGCUGAAGUGGAGGCUGAAAUAGUUGACGAGGUCCAAGCGAAAGUAGAGGCAGUAGUUGAGGAAGAACCAGAGCCCGAUCCCAUGGUCAAGGCCGAAGCUGCCCCAGUAGAAGCUGAACUUGAACUGUCGGGAAUCAAAGACGGAGACAGUCCUAUCGUCAAAGCUGAAGCCAUUCCUGAAGAUAUUGAUGUAGAAGAGCAUGAGACUGUUAUGACAGAGGCACCUGAAGAGGUUCCAGUGGAGACAGAAAUUAUCCCAGAAAAGCUAUGGAAGCCCGUGGAAGCACCGAUUGAAGAAGCCCCCUUAGCCAAGAUCGCAGCAGAGAUCGCAGCAGAGCUCUUCGUAGAGGCCUCAGUAGACCCUGUCAUCAACACAAUGGCUGACUUUGCCAUCACAGAAUCUGUUCCCGUUGUAGAAGCAGCCAUGGCUGAGCAGGUGCCCGCAGUCUCAACGGAUUCACUUGACGCCCUACCGGAGUUGUUGAACGACGUCACUCUAGUCACUGAGCCCGCCCCUGUCACAGCUGAUAAAGUCAUUGACGAGCCAGAGUGUGAGGAGAAAGACGUGACAGAGAUGAGGGUGAGAGACAAUGUACUUCCACCCAAUUACCGGCCCUGCUCAGAGGACCUGCUGGCUAAAGAGGAAAUUGGAGCCCAGAUGGAAAUCGAGGCUAAAAAGGAUGCCAUAGAUGAGAAGACGGUCCUUGACGUCAUCUCUGGAGAUUUAUCCACCCCCCACCCUGUUAUCUCAGAACUGCAGUGUCACACACAGCUCGCCGCCCCCAAGGAUAUCCCAACAGAGGCAGUGCUGAAUGGACAGAUGGCAGCUGAGGUGGCCAUUGAGGGAUAGAUCUCUAUGGAUGUCCUCAGUCAGUAUGAAAGACUAAAGAGAGCCUGACAGUGAGCCGACCAGCGAACUUUACUUUUCAUUUUUUAGGGCUUAAAGGGACCGCUGGGAAAUUUGACAGACAUCCAACACUCAGUGCCUUUCUUGCUUGGGUUCUUACAAAAAAAAUAUUAAACAAGUUUAAAAUGCGAUAUGAAGGUGGGGGAAUAAGACUUUUUUGUUGUUGAUCAGAAUGUGACAAUUUGGAAUAAACAAAUCAUGGCUUUCAUAGAUUUCUGUAUCCCAUUGCAUAUAUUGUGGAUUUGCCUCAAUUGUAAAUGGCAUGCAUUGUGUAUGAAUACUGUAGAAUUAAUGAAUGUGGCAAUGGCUUGUCUUCACAUGUUUGUAUGGAUGAGAGGGAUUAAUUCCUUGUACACGUUUCCUGUUUUAACCUGGUUUGAUUCCUUUUUGUGAAGGGACAGUAUGGCAGUUUGUACAGUACCAUAGCUACCCCCUCUUCUCCCUAUCCCCAUUGUGGUACUUUUGUCUUUUCAGGGACUGUAUGAUGACAGCUCCACCCUCUUUACUGUGUAGUGUCAGUGUGUCUACAGUCCCAAGUCUGUCCUGGGCAAUGUGAAAUGGUGUGUAGUUUUAGGUCCUCUGACCAGAUGCUCUUAACAUUUAAUGACCUAUGCUGCCAACUUAAAAUAGAGUACGGGGGCCUGUAGAUCCUGUUUUUAGUUUUUCUUUUUCUGUUUUGUAUAGACCAUAUGAUGUGGUACAACCGCUGUUUGUGUUCAGUUACGUGCUCUGGAAGAGACCAUGGAGUUGUCAUGUAAUUGAGGAGCUGGGUUGGAUUUCAUUCACCUUUUUGAAUAAAGAUGUUACUCACCAAG
This is a messenger RNA of Oncorhynchus kisutch (coho salmon), 2701 nucleotides long. RefSeq names its product fibrous sheath CABYR-binding protein. The record is from RefSeq and is a predicted model, not a curated record. Bases 177 to 1829 code for a protein of 550 amino acids. The transcript is spliced from 13 exons. NCBI's taxonomy places the organism in Eukaryota, Metazoa, Chordata, Actinopteri, Salmoniformes, Salmonidae.